This is a messenger RNA of Dictyostelium purpureum, 2781 nucleotides long. RefSeq lists its product as uncharacterized. The transcript is spliced from 4 exons. The annotation marks the transcript as partial. The record is from RefSeq and is a predicted model, not a curated record. NCBI's taxonomy places the organism in Eukaryota, Evosea, Eumycetozoa, Dictyosteliales, Dictyosteliaceae. Gene Ontology annotation, biological process: sexual reproduction.
UAUAUAUUAAGACUCUAUAUCAAAUCCCCAUAUGGAUUCGCCGCAUUAAGCGCUUUGCAAUUAAUGAAUACUUUUUAUGGAAAAGAGUUAUUGGUAUCUGGUGAUUUAUAUGAUGGGGUUUAUGAAUUAGUAACUUUUACAUCUCUGGAUACAUCUCUUACAGGCACUGAUAUCUAUGGCUCUCAGUUUAGCUUAAAAAAAAAAUUAUUAAUUUUUUUUUAUUUUUUAGUAAAUUCAUUUUCAUUCUAUGACGUAUCAUUUUUAUAUAAUAAUAUUGAUGUUACCAAUCAUAGACAUUAUAAUGUUAUGUAUUUUAGUUUACCAGAUAAUAUUCCAAAAGAUGUGCACAUACCAAUGCUUAGAUUAGGAUCCGAAUAUCUUUCAAACCCCAAUAAUUUAGAAGUAUUAGAUCCAAACAAUUUUUUCUAUUCAACAUGGAAUAAAACUAUUCAAAAGUUUCAAAUUGAAUUCUAUGUUGAUGCCAAUACUCAAUGUGGUGUUUUUUCCUUUAUAUUACUUUUUAGUCUUAAACUUAUCAAUUCCGAAUCUUUGGAUGGACAAUUAAUAAUUAAAAAAUCAAAGAUGGAUUUAUAUGGCCCAAUGUUUAAAAGAAUACAAAAAAUACUACCCCAAACAAAUAUAGAUAGUUCAAAUAGCUAUGCCACUAUCGGAUGGUCCAUCGUUAUUGAAGAUCCAGUAAAUGGUUUUGACUAUGGCCAUAUAGUUAUUAAAGGUGAAACAGAUCAAUCUUCUUAUAAAAUUCCAAUAACAUCAAAUGAUGUCAAACCUGGUGGUAAUGCAUUUUUGGGUGAAUAUGAUUUCAAAAUCAAUGUAACCUACCCAUGUAUAUCUCAAAAUUAUAUUAUUAGUCAUGUGGAUAUGUACGAUAAAAUGGAUAGAAUGUCUUCAUUCACAUUAUUUUCUCAAACGACACUCACCUCUUUUAUGAAUCCAUUUAAAUAUUAUUUAAAUGAUUCUUCAAUCAAUGUAAUACCAGUAACUUGUUCGAGUCAUCUUAUUUCAUCACUAGAUUCAGAUCCUCCAGUUCUUACCAGUUUCAAUAUUUCAAAAUCUGUAAUUGAUGUUAGUGGAUCAAAUAGAGAAGUAGAGUUUAUAUUUACCGCAAUUGAUAGGGAAAGUGGUUUAAAGGACCAACAAUAUCCAAUUGUAUAUCUAAGCACAACACCAAACAGAAUUUUUGAAUGCAAGUCAACAAUAAUUAAAAAAAACAGUACAUCAGCAACAUAUUCCUGUAAAAUUCAAAUUAAUUACAACUUUGCAUAUCCAGAUGGUAUUUUAUUAUCAGUUUAUGGCUUUAUUAAUAAUAAUGGUUUCUCUAGUGGAUACUCAGCUUUGCAACUAAUUGAAAAAGGUUUCCCAUACUAUAUAAAUGUAACAUCUGAAAAUAAUGAACCGUUUAUUACAAGAAAUUAUAAAAUAAGGGAUAAUGGUGGUGAUUUAUGGCUGAUUGGUCAAAAUUUUAAAGAGUCACAAGUUUUCAUAACUUAUGGUGAUGGAACAACUAGUAACACAAAAGGAAUUUUAAUUUCACCAUCAGCUAUCAAAGUUCCAAAUGUCAAACCUACAAAAAAACCUUUCAAAGUAUUCAUCAAAACUUCCAAUUAUGUAUCUAAUACAUUCACAGUAGUACCUGUAAUUUAUGAUUAUUAUAUCAACCAACCAAUACCCACUUUUCCACCAACAACUACACCAGUACCAACUAAUAAGCCACAAUUAUGCAAAGGUACACCAGUAUGUGGAGGUCCAUCAAAUGGUAAAUGUGUUGAAAAUCAAGGAUGUGUUUGCUAUUCCCCAUGGAUCGGUAUUGAUUGUUUAUCACAAAUAGUAAUUAAUCCACCAAUUGUUAAUAUUGGAAAUAAUAAUACCCCAUCCAUCGAAAUUAAAGUACCAACUAUAAAAAAUAAUACUGGUAAUAACGAUAAUACAACAUCAAUCAUAUCCUAUGAUUCAUUAGUUUCAAUAAAAUCACUAAGAGAAAUCGAUAUUUAUGGUAAAGCAGUUAAAACAUUUGAAUUCAAUGAUGAUUGGUUAUCGAAACAAGUAGAUUCUACCACAUAUCAUUUCUUUACAUCCAUCGAAAAUAAUAACCAAACCACAAAUAUUGAUGUAACAUUAAAAUGGUUCAGAGAGGAAACUACUUUGUCAUUUGCCAACGAAAGCUUUACAAUGUAUCCAUCAUCAAUGAAGUAUACUGUUGAAAUUGGUCAAUAUCAGUUCCAAAGCCAAUUGAAUGAGUUGCAAUUGGUAAUGUCUGCCAUAAUUAAAUCAAACACAACCGAGAAGGUAUGCUCAAAUAAAGAAUUUGGUGAAACAACCUCAGGUGAUAAUUCAAAUUAUAUAAAGAUACAAAUAGAUAACCAUUCUUUGUAUGGUAGAUUUAUCAAAAGAGGUAUAGUUGAUUCAAAUAUUAGAACCAUUACAAAUGUACAACUCGAUGCCGAUAUGAACCCAAUAACCUCAACAAAAUCUUUGCAAUCAUAUAUAGGUAUUCAAAUUCCUUAUUAUAAAGAGUCAGUUAUUAUCGAUCCCGAUUUUUCAGUUUUGAUAGAUUCAUAUUCGGCAUCAUCAAAAUCAGACUCUAUAUGCCCAACCAAUUCCAAACUUACUACAGGUAAAAUUAUUGGUAUUGCUUUGGGUGGUGCUGCUUUUGUCGCUGUGGCUAGUGUCGCUUUAACAUAUAUACUUGUUAAAAGACACAAAGAAAAAAAAUUCAUAUCCUCGGUUAGCAAAAAGGUAAUAGAUAUGAAUGAAAAGUUAUAA